AUGGCUCUUGGACACAAGUGUGACGGUGAUACUUGGAAGCCCCAAGUUCUGCAUGCUGUUGUGACAUACUUAAAUGCAAAGUUGCAUCUGAAUUUGACGAAAGAUAACAUAAAAAAUAGACUGAAAAGCUGGAAGAAGCACUUCAAUGUAGUUUAUGACAUCCAAACUAAUCAAAGUGGUUUUUGUUGGGAUGAGGAUAGGAAAAUGAUUGUUGUUACUUCCGAUGAAUCAAGUUCCUGGGCUGCAUAUGUGGAGAAAAUCCAGCAGAGAAGAUGGGUGUGUAUGGCUGGGGAUUCUCUAAACAUAACCAUUGCAAUCAAGAAACUUAGUAAGGGUUUCCGGUUGCUGGUGAAAGAAAAUUGGGAUGACCUUGUUCUCUUAUGUGGAAGAGAUAGAGCAACGGGUCAAAAUGUUGAAACUUUUCAAGAAGGUAGCGAAGCAAUGGAUGAAGAUGUUGGGCAAGACUUGGCUCCUAGUUCCGAUUUCAUAGCACGAGCAAGGACAUCAAGUUCAGCAGAUUCAAACUUAGAGAAAAAAACAAAGUUUAAGAAAGAUUCACUGGCUGAAGUGGUAGGUGUUAUUGCUACUUCAUUUCAAGAGUAUCUGGCAAGGAAAAAACAAGAAGAGAAACAAGUGGCAUUGAGAUACAUGAGGUUGUAUCGGUUAUACCGUGAAGAAGUGUUCAAAGCUAUCCACAAGCUAAUGAAUGGCGAUCUAGAGGAGUUCAAAUUGUUGAAAGCCCUUCCAGAAGAAAAAAAAACAAGA
Messenger RNA from Striga asiatica, 765 nucleotides. NCBI's taxonomy places the organism in Eukaryota, Viridiplantae, Streptophyta, Magnoliopsida, Lamiales, Orobanchaceae. The record is from the annotation of a GenBank genome assembly.